AUGAAUAAUCUGGUCCAUGGUAUGGCUACCGCAGCCGGUCGUGUGAUGUCCCUGGUCACCGUGGCGUCGCGUCACGUGUGGCUAGGUCUGACCGCACUGGCCAAGAAAGACCGAGACGAUCUCCUUGGGGCCCCCGUUGCCAAGGAAGGGCUCUUCGGAUCGAUAUCCUCGGUCACCCAUCGCUUCAGUCGCCUGGAGGGAGAGAGGGCGCAGCUCAGCCGCAUGCUGCCGCUGAGCUGUGCCCUCAGGUCUCUCCGCAAGCUGAUAAAACAGGUUCUGCUGACCAAACCAGGUGGAAGUGAUGUGCUGAAGGAGUAUGAGGGAAAAGGAACAAUUAGUCCUGCCACAAGAAAAGUGAUGGUGAACAUUCUAGUUGUAGACAUGGUGGAGAGUGAGGGGAGAAUCCCUCAGCGACUGACCAAAGAGAAGUAUGCUCUGGCGAUUGUUACCCUGUUUCCCUCGCUCCAAGAUCCACAUGGGAAGACAGGAUAUGAGCAUUAUUAUGACGGUCAGAAAGGCGGUGGGUUUCUAGCGUGGCGACUGAAGUCCGUUCAGAGAGCGACACGACUUCCUGUGAGGUUCAAGGAUUCAAGAAUAGAAGAGAAUGGAGGCCCCAUGCUAAGGAGAGAGAUAGGCCACUAUUCUCCAUCCAAACUACUGGAAAAGUGGCCAACCUCCUUCAAAGCAAAGGUCAUCCAACAGGCAGAAAUGCUGACUUCCACACCCUUGCUGAAGCGCUUGUUGUUGUCUGCCAAGAACCAAAGGGGUGAAGAGGGAAGGAAGAAAACCCAGAAGAUCAGUGUAGCUCAGGCCAUUGACCAUCUAGUCGUAUUUCACAAGUCCUGUAGGAGUCUGGAUGAGCACCUUCAGAGCCAUAUCGACACUAGCCAGCCAUAUCUUCUUGCUUCAGGGACCAGCAAGGAGGCCAUCGGCAAUUUCUUCAUUGUGAUCGACAAGAAGCUCAUCCCCUGUGAGGCUACCACUUCCUUAGCAGCAAUUGAUGAACUUUUUAAGCUUCACUUAAUGAAGUGCUAUGAUCCAGCACUCAAAAGCAUGUACACAUUUCUGCAAACAACUGUCUAUAACAUAGAUGUUGACACCACCAGUGAGAGCCCCAAGGUCAAGGAACUGAGAACUAAGUUUGUGAGUAAUGUAUAA
Messenger RNA from Trematomus bernacchii (emerald rockcod), 1158 nucleotides. RefSeq lists its product as uncharacterized. The transcript has 7 exons. The record is from RefSeq and is a predicted model, not a curated record. Bases 1 to 1158 code for a protein of 385 amino acids. NCBI's taxonomy places the organism in Eukaryota, Metazoa, Chordata, Actinopteri, Perciformes, Nototheniidae.